AUCAAUUAUUUAAUGUUGUGACUUUUGGUGUAACCUGUUAAGUUGGUAACUUAAAGUUAUCUUUCUCACGGAACUGUUUUGUUCCAAUUUUCGGUCCGUUUCUCGCAACAGCAAAAUUAGUAAAAUUGUUUCUAACACUAAUUCUAAGUCCAUCACAACCAAAAUAUUUGUGUGAAUCUGGGCACUGAACGCUGGGCAGUUAUCAUUCAUAUUUGGAAGGUGAUGGUUGUGUCCAUUGAGUGAGGUGAAUAUGUGUCAGUUGUAGCUGAUUGCACUAUAAAUUUUAAAUAUUUGCAUCGACUUUGUAAACUUGUAUAAUGGCUCCGAAUUUGAGCAAAUUGACCUCAAGGACUGAUGUCAAAAUCGCUGUAGCGGCAUCAGCUGCACUCGGUGCAUGGAUUUUGAAGAAUUCUAUAAAGUCAAGCAAAACAAAAAAUGUAAAGACUGGUCAACUCACUUUAGAGGAAAGUGUACAAUAUAUGAUAAAGGAUAAAAACAAAAAGAGUACAAAAGCCCAAGUGAAUGCAAAAUUUUUCAAGGAAUUAAAUGCAUUAUGGAAGAUUAUGGUGCCUGGAGUAUGGACAAAGGAGAGUGGUUUAAUGGUGCUAAUAGCAUUAUCACUUAUUGCUAGAACAAUGUGUGAUUUAUGGCUUAUUCAACACACAACAUUUAUAGAAGGAUCAAUCAUCACAAUGAACAAAUUAGAAUUUAAGAAACUACUGACACAGUUCUUCGUGGCUAUGCCUUUGAUUUCACUAGUAAAUAAUGUACUCAAAUGGAGUAUAGGAGAAGUGAAACUUAGAAUAAGGACGAAUCUUUCGCUGCAUCUCUACGAGCAAUACUUAAAAGGCUUCACAUACUACAGAGUAACAAACUUGGAUAAUAGAAUAUCCAACGCUGAUCAGCUCCUCACAACUGAUAUUGAGAAGUUCUGUGAUACUGUAAUAGACCUAUACAGUUAUAUUAGUAAACCCCUACUGGAUAUAUCUAUUUAUCUUUAUCGGUUAACAGUGAAUUUGGGACCUUCGACGCCGGGCUUAAUGAUGGCGUAUUUAUUGGCUUCCGGCGUGUUUUUGACCUACCUACGAAGGCCUACAGCUCGCAUGACGGUGCAAGAACAAAAACUGGAAGGUGAAUACAGAUACGUCAAUUCAAGGCUCAUCACCAAUUCUGAAGAGGUCGCAUUUUACCAGGGUAACCGUCGCGAGCAACUGACGUUGUUAUCAAGUUUCUACAAGCUGACGAGGCAUUUGAGGAAUUUCCUCAACUUCCGGGUCGGGAUGGGAUUCAUAGACAAUAUUGUUGCUAAAUAUAUUGCAAUCGUGGUUGGAUUUUACGCUGUUUCCCGGCCGUUCUUCGUUAAGGAUCAUAAUUUAUUGACUGGUAGCACAGAACAGGAUAGGUUUAGGCAUUACUACACAUACGGGCGUAUGUUGGUCAAAAUGGCCGAAGGAAUCGGCCGGCUCGUGUUAUCCGGCCGUGAGUUGAGCAAGUUGGCCGGACUCACGUCUAGAGUGACCCAAUUACGGAAUGUCUUGGAAGAUAUUAAUACAGGAAAUUACGAGAGGACCAUGGUUGACCGACAACCUGGUAUCUUGGGACCUAGUACAAUGGCGCUAACACCUGGGGCGGGUAAAAUUAUAUAUCAAGACAAAAUUAUAAGGUUUGACAAAGUGCCACUGGUCACGCCCAACGGAGACGUUCUCAUUAAGGAACUUACCUUUGAAGUAAAAUCCGGUAUAAACGUCCUAGUCUGUGGCCCGAAUGGUUGUGGGAAGUCGUCGAUGUUCCGUAUGCUUGGAGAACUUUGGCCUAUAUUUGGUGGUACCCUCAUAAAGCCACCUAAAGGCAAACUGUUUUAUGUACCGCAGAGGCCGUAUAUGACUUUGGGGACUUUCAGGGAUCAGAUAAUAUACCCCCAAACUCGGGACGAAAUGAUUCGUCGGGGUCGUACGGACGAAGAGUUGGAGCGAUAUCUCGAUAUCGUACAACUGUCUUAUCUCGCUACGAGGGAAGGCGGCUGGGAUGCUGUGGAAGAUUGGAUGGAUGUACUCUCCGGUGGAGAGAAACAGAGGAUUGCGAUGGCGCGUCUUUUCUACCACGCGCCACAAUUCGCGAUUCUGGACGAGUGUACGAGUGCAGUCUCGGUGGACGUUGAAGGGCAUAUGUACCAAUAUUGCAGAGAGAUGGGCAUUUCUCUGUUUACGGUAUCUCAUCGUAAGUCAUUAUGGCAACACCACGAUCAUUAUUUACAAAUGGACGGUCGAGGGGGUUACGUUUUUGGGGAGAUCGAUAACUCUACACAGGAAUUCGGAUCGUGAUUGUUCGACAUUGACAUGUAUAGAUUGUAUAUUGGACCAUAGACAAUGAAUUGACAAUUGACACAACCUUUUAAAGUAUUGUGUCGAAUUGUGUUUACGCUUUGGAUAAAAGAGUAAAAAUAAUAUAAUAAUAAAAAUGUAUAUAUAAAUAUGAUGAUCUACUAUAUGUUUAAUAAAAUAAAUAAAUCGUUAAAUGUUAAAGUUAAUGUAUUAGACAUCUAUAUAAUAUAAUUCUAUAUAUAUUGAAAAAAAUAUUUAUGUGACUCUAAGUUAUCGUGAAAUUAUGAAAGUCUUCAAAUAUAAUAUUUGUGUGUGCGGAAACAGAACAGGUGUCGUUAUUAUGUCGAUUAAAAAAAGUCUAAUUUGCUAGGCGUCAUAGACAAAUUAUUUAUGGUUCAUUUAUCGAAAGUACUAUUAAACCGUCAAACUAAAAUGACGUAACAGUGUUGUCAUCACAGAAAGGGUUAUAUUUUAGCACUUUGACAAACUCUUCUUUUUCCGCACAAACUAGCGAUUGGGCUAACACGUCUUAACAGUCACAGCUUUCUUACCGGAUUGCAAUUGAAUGUCUCAAUCAUAUCCUUGUCUAUGACUUUGGUCUAUAAUCUAUACAAGUUACAGACUACUAUUAGUAUAAUUAUUUUUAAGUAGCCAAUCUACUUUUUGACUCUGUACUAAUUUUGAAUACGUAAAAUUUGACUAUUGACAUUUUCAGCGAUUUCAUAUACUAUAUUGAACAAUUUUUGUUUAUUAUUUAAUUUUGUAUAUUAAUAAUGGUGCUCGGAUAUUAACUAGACCAUUGUUUAUUGCUUGAUCUAUUCCCAUAUCUAUAUUAAUAAUGUACAAUUAAACAAAAUCUAUUAAAUAUCAAUCUUUAUUUAAUAUAUUAAAUAAUGCUCAACAGAAUAAUUUUAAUAAUAACAAAACAUGUGGCCCUGUUUUUGUAUAUAGUUUUUCCAGUGCAAUUUUAAUUGCCGAUUAAAUAGUUCGAAGAUACUUAACUUAUUACUACUAAAUGAUCCGUAAGUUUUUGAAACCGGAUAUCCUUUAGUUAUAGAAAUAUGGUUAAAUAGCAAUUUUUUAUUUUAUAUUAAUUAACUAUUUUAAACUUAUAGUUGGUGUGAAUAUGGUAGUUAUAACCAGUGCUAUUUUAUUGUAGUUUGAAAUAUCACAAAAAGUACAAAUUCACUAUCUGUGCUACUAUAAAUAUAGUUAAUAAUUUAUUAAUGUGUUAUUAAACUAUAAAGUCUCAACCAAUAUUACACGUUUCAUAUGUUACAUGCGGCAACGUCGCAAUACAACGUAUACAUUAACUUCCUUAUUCAUACAUAUGUAUAUAUCAGUGCAAUGGGGUAUUUGACAAGAUUUUUAAUUUUAUUACAGAUUGAUUCUAUUCUAUGCAUUUGUUAUUUUUAUUAUUUUAAGUUAAGGCGUUAAAAACUCAAACGUUCUUUAUCUCAAGAACCCGCCAAAACGCAUGUUGGCAAGAUGGCGUCGCGCGAGUCUAUGAUGAAGCAAGCCCGUAAACAUGUAAACAAAGUUUUAAACUUUUAAACGUUAAUAAUUAUUCCUAAAUUACAAACACACAAAUUUCGAACAAAAGUCUCAAGACAGGAAGUAGUACGAUUAGACAGGCGAAGAGAUUUUUCCAUGCUACGUCAUCCUGGUAUAGACUAAUCUGUCACCGUAGUUUGUCAGGCCUACUAUCAAAAAUUCUCAUGGUAAUAGCAGAGAGACACGAUACCUCUCACAGACUCUUCCGAGGCACAAGAAAAAAAUCACAUUCUUAAUAAAUUUAAUUUUUAUGCAUAAGUAGGUAUAUACCCUACAUUAAAUUAUACUAUGUUGUGGCUUCAUCGUGGAAUUCAUUGUCUAAUAAUGUAGCAUAUACACGAGAUCAUUUAGCUGGCUACAUCACGACCCAGCCAAAUCAAUCAUUAAUCAGAAAUCAGCAUUAAACACACAUAUAUACAGUUUAAACAAUGUUUAUAAGUUGUUGACCAGUACAGUGAUUGUACGAUCGGGCCACGACAUUAAUAACUUGUGAUAAUAUAACCAAGAAUGUAAUUCCUAAUAAAAUAAUAAUUGGCGUCCAUAUUCGAAGAUAAAAUAUGUAACUAUUCACUCUAUAAGAACAUUUAAAUUCAAAUUAUUUUUAAGUAAGGUGUCGUCAGAUUAAGAAAAUUGUACAACAAUAUUUAAAUUUAGGAUAAAUAUAUAUCCUUAAAGGAAAGCAGUAUAUUUUUAAAAUGGGAAUAUGCAAACAUACUAUUUGCUUUAAAUUUUCCCGCGCAUUGUAAUGCAAAAUGGCUGCCUUCGUGUUAGGACUUCCAUUUUGAUAAUUUUAAAUGGUAACCUUAUUCUAUAUUUUAACAUAAUUUAUUUGUGUAUACAUGAUCAUAUUCGCUAUUCUGUAAAUCACGUUUCCCAUUUUUUUGUAAGAAAUGUAAAUGUCGCUGUGAUAGAUUAUGUUUGUUUGUUAUCGUUGUUAGGUGCUGGGUCAAUAAAGAAGGGUUAAGGAUAA
This is a messenger RNA of Pieris rapae (cabbage white), 4845 nucleotides long. It is a transcript of the gene Pmp70, whose product is annotated as ATP-binding cassette sub-family D member 3. Gene Ontology annotation, biological process: very long-chain fatty acid catabolic process; peroxisome organization; long-chain fatty acid import into peroxisome. The record is from RefSeq and is a predicted model, not a curated record. The transcript is spliced from 15 exons. Lineage: Eukaryota; Metazoa; Arthropoda; Insecta; Lepidoptera; Pieridae. The coding region runs from base 318 to 2321 and encodes 667 amino acids. Gene Ontology annotation, molecular function: ATP binding; ATP hydrolysis activity; ABC-type transporter activity. Gene Ontology annotation, cellular component: peroxisomal membrane.